AUGAAUAACCCUAAUCUUCAAGGUGGCCACAUCUCAGAUUCGUCUGACCUCAGGAAACCUCCAGUGAAGAAAAGUACUGCAGGCUCCCACAAGAGCCAUCGCUCCAGGGUUUCCUUACAUUCUUCCAGUUCCCUCGCUUGCAUCUCCUUUGUCCUGCUGUGCCAAUUUGGGGUACUCCUGGGACACCCCCAGUGCCUCGAUUAUGGCCCGCCUUUCCAGCCGCCUUUCCACCUGGAGUUUUGCUCUGCCUACGAGACGUUUGGCUGUUGUGACCAGGACAAGGACAAUACUAUCGCAGCCAAGUACUGGGAGAUCAUGGAUUAUAUUGAUCCCCACGCCUACAAAUUGUGCGGAAGAUACAUCAAAGAUAUCUUGUGCCAGGAAUGCUCCCCCUAUGCAGCUCACCUCUAUGAUGCCGAGAACCCCCAGACGCCACUCCGUAACCUGCCCGGCCUUUGCUCUGACUACUGCUCGGAGUUCCACCUCUACUGCCGCUCCGCCAUCACGCUACUGACGGACGACAAGCACAUCCAUGAAUGCUGCGAGAGGAACAAGACUCGCUUCUGCCACCUCCUCAACAUCCAGGAUGAGGACUAUUGCUUCCCCGACGUGCUGAAAAACACGGAUCUGAACCGUAACCUGGGCUCCGUGGUGGCGGAUAAGAAAGGCUGCCUGCAGCUGUGCCUGCGAGAGGUGGCGAAUGGGCUGAGGAACCCGGUGCUGAUGGUGCACGCCAAUGACAACACCCAUCGCAUGUUCGUGGCUGAGCAGGUGGGCGUCAUCUGGAUCUAUCUUCCAGACGGGAGUCGACUGGAAGAGCCUUUCCUAGAUAUGAAGAACUUGGUGCUGGCCACCCCCUGGAUUGGGGAUGAGAGAGGUUUCCUUGGGAUGGCUUUCCACCCCAAGUACAAAGACAAUGGGAAAUUCUACAUUUAUUACUCCUACCAGGACAAGAAAAAGGUGGAGAAAAUCAGGAUCAGUGAACUCAUGGUCUCUUCAUCGGAUCUCAACAAGGCUAAUGCAACCACGGAAAGGAACCUCUUAGAGAUUGAAGAACCAGCUGCAAAUCAUAAUGGCGGACAGCUCCUCUUUGGCCUGGAUGGCUACAUGUACCUGUUUACAGGGGAUGGAGGGAAAGCUGGCGACCCGUUCGGUAAAUUUGGGAAUGCUCAGAACAAGAGUAGUUUAUUAGGAAAGGUUUUGCGGAUAGAUGUGGACGGACGAAGCCCCGACGGGAAGCCUUACCGCAUCCCCCCUGACAAUCCUUUUUCCUCUGACCCUAAAGCUCUCCCAGAAGUGUAUGCCUAUGGGGUGAGGAACAUGUGGCGCUGUUCUGUGGACAGAGGCGACCCACUCACUCGCAAGGGAAGGGGAAGAAUAUUCUGUGGUGACGUCGGCCAGAACAAGUUUGAAGAAGUGGAUAUCAUUGUUAAAGGCGGGAACUAUGGUUGGCGAGCUAAGGAAGGCUUUGAGUGCUAUGACAUCAAGCUGUGCCAAAAUUCCUCCUUAGAUGAUAUUCUUCCAAUAUUUGCCUACGGACACUCUGUGGGAAAAUCCGUCACCGGAGGAUAUGUGUAUAGAGGGUGUGAGUCUCCAAACCUCAAUGGCCUUUACAUUUUUGGUGAUUUUAUGAAUGGUCGCCUGAUGGCUUUGCAGGAAGAUGAGAGAUCAAAUAAAUGGAAGAAACAAGACAUUUGCAUUGGUAGCACCAAAGCCUGCGCUUUCCCAGGGCUGAUCAGCUCUUACAACAAAUUCAUCAUUUCCUUUGCGGAGGAUGAAGCAGGUGAGCUCUAUUUUAUGGCCACAUCUUACCCCAGUGCGUAUGCCCCACAUGGCGCUCUCUACAAAUUUGUGGAUCCUGCAAGGAGAGCUCCACCAGGGAAAUGUAAGCAGAAGCCUGUUCCAGUGAAAACAAAGAGUAAGAGAAUCCCAUUUACUCCGCUUGCAAAGACCGUCCUUGACCAGCUCAAUGAAGUUCUUACAGCCCGAUCCCCACAAAGAGCCGUCAACUCUACAUCUCACAAAGGCUCCGCUAAACAGAAGCCACCGAAGCCUACAAGGUCUGGCAAAAAGCAGCAGAUGGCAGAAGCCCGGAGAUCCAAGGCAAAGCCGGACAGACCAAAGCAUAAGGUGAAGAUGCCGCAGGCGUCAAAGGCGGCGACAGCCCCGCCGAAGAGGAAAGGCUCCCAGCUAACCAGAGCAGAAAAGAAAGUUCCACGGGUAGCAAAACCGAGGCCAGCGACUCAGGGGAGAUCACAGAAGAAGAGGAGAAAGAAGAGAAAGAGGGGCAGCAUAUGA
Elgaria multicarinata webbii is the source of this 2298-nucleotide messenger RNA. RefSeq names its product HHIP like 2 (gene HHIPL2). The record is from RefSeq and is a predicted model, not a curated record. Lineage: Eukaryota; Metazoa; Chordata; Lepidosauria; Squamata; Anguidae. The transcript has 9 exons. The coding region runs from base 1 to 2298 and encodes 765 amino acids.